CUAAAGUGAUUUUAGUUUAGCGAGUUAGCGAGAAGUGAACGGUUGCCUAUUGCGCGUUGCUGAACAAGCGAAAGACAAAACUUUUUUUCUUGUUUAAUUUUGUUGCUUCCAGUAUGAAUACCUGGACGUUGCUUGCAUUUGCUUUGUGGGCGCUUUUCAUGCGCUAUUUGCCGCAGAUAUUUAAGUUCGUGGAGCUACAACGCUUCUCGCGCACACUGCCUGGGCCCACGGUGGGCGAGCUGAUAGCCAAUGUUAAGAAAGGCCAGAUCCUCAACUGGCUGAAGGAGCUGCGCUUGCAACAUGGCCCCGUUUUUCGCAUCUGGUUCGGCAAAGAUCUGAUGGUGUUCUUCACAACGCCCGACGACAUCAAACAGCUGCUGGGCAACAAUACGCUGCUGAGCAAGUCGCGCAACUACCAGCUAGUGGAGCCCUGGCUGGGCAAGGGUCUGCUUACGAACAGCGGCGAGUCGUGGCAUCGCAGACGCAAGCUGCUCACGCCUGCCUUCCAUUUUCGCAUACUCAGCGAGUUCAAGGAGCCCAUGGAGGAGAACUGUCGCAUUCUGGUCAGCCGCUUGCGUGACCAUGCCGAUGGCAAGCCCUUCGACAUUUAUCCAUACAUCACGCUCUUCGCCCUGGAUGCCAUCUGCGAGACGGCGAUGGGCAUCAAGAAGAACGCCCAAAUGCAAAGCGAUUCGGACUAUGUGCGAGCCGUGCAGACCAUUUGCCGGAUUCUGCAUCAUCAGAGCUUCUCCUUCUGGCAGCGUUUCAACUUUCUCUUCAAUCUGUCCGCCGCGGGCCAAAAGCGUAAUGCGGCAUUGCGCGUGCUACAUGGCGAGACGAAUCGCGUGAUCCAAAUACGACGCAAGCAGCUGCAGCAGGCCAAAGCGGAGCAGGAGACGGCGCAGCAGCAGGAGGACAACGAUGUGGGCAGCAAGCGGCGCCUGGCAUUUCUGGACAUGCUGCUGCUGGCGCAGCUGGAGGGCAACGGCUCGGAGCUGAGCGAUGUGGACAUACGCGAGGAGGUGGAUACGUUCAUGUUCGAGGGCCACGACACGACCAGCUCGGCAAUUGCCUUUGCCAUCAGUUUGCUGUCGAAGCACGCGGAUGUGCAGCAGCGUGUCUACGAGGAGGCUGUGGAGCUGGAGGGACGGGAAAAGGAAUCGAUGCCAUAUUUGGAGGCUGUUAUCAAGGAGACGCUGCGUCUGUAUCCAUCGGUGCCGUUUUUCUCACGGGAAGUGCUCGAGGAUCUGCAGGUGGGCCAGGUGACGGUGCCCAAGGGAGCGUCAGUCAGUUGCCUCAUCUAUAUGCUGCAUCGCGAUCCGGACAGCUUUCCCGAUCCGGAACGCUUUGAUCCGGAUCGAUUCUAUCUCAACGAAAAUCAACUACAUCCUUUCGCCUUUGCCGGCUUCAGUGCGGGACCACGCAACUGCAUAGGUCAAAAGUUUGCCAUGCUGGAGCUGAAGUGCUCGCUCUCCAUGCUGCUGAGACACUAUCAAUUCCUGCCCGUCGCCGAUCAUCAGCCACUGCCACUCGCCGAGCUGGUCAUGAAGAGCGGCAAUGGCAUUCAGGUCCGCAUGCAGCCACGCCCAUAAUCCAGCUAGUCCCCUCAUAUGAAUCUACAACUAACUUCAUUUGUCUUCUUCUAGUAUUUUAAUUUG
Molecule: messenger RNA, 1658 nt
Organism: Drosophila hydei
Lineage: Eukaryota; Metazoa; Arthropoda; Insecta; Diptera; Drosophilidae
Gene: Cyp4s3
Product: probable cytochrome P450 4s3
Exons: 4
Coding region: 114-1592 (492 amino acids)
Molecular function (GO): monooxygenase activity; heme binding; iron ion binding
Source: RefSeq, a predicted model, not a curated record